Molecule: messenger RNA, 2238 nt
Organism: Drosophila rhopaloa
Lineage: Eukaryota; Metazoa; Arthropoda; Insecta; Diptera; Drosophilidae
Exons: 2
Coding region: 121-633 (170 amino acids)
Source: RefSeq, a predicted model, not a curated record
AUCUUAAUUUUCACAAAAAAUAAAAAACAAAAAACUCGCGUCGGUACGGAAACAAAUUUUUCGUUUUCUUUUGGAACUGCGUUGGAAGUCUGCUGAACCCUCCCUCUUGCUGCUGUUAAAAUGGAAAAAAAGGAAGUCUCAAGCCCAAAAUUGGCCAAGCAGGUUCGUGAGUCGACGCGGGAUUCCGGAGAAGGUGUGGUGCGACAACGCGACGAACUUCGUCGGAGCCGAUCGCCACAUGAGAGAGUUCCGGGCCCGUCUGGAGGAGCAGGGGGGCGGUAUCGCAACAUUCGCGUUAAGAAAAGGAUGCGAGUUUGCGUUCAUACCGCCCAGAGCACCUCACUUCGGCGGACUAUGGGAGGCAGGUGUGAAGUCUGCAAAGCACCUGUUCCUUCGGACGGUCGGCGAAGACAUCCUGACCGCGGAGGAGCUCGGAACUCUCCUCAUCAGCGUGGAGGCCGUGCUCAACUCCAGGCCCCUCGGAGCGAUCAGCACGGAUCCCAACGACGGCGAAGCCAUAAGCCCAGGCCAUCUCCUGAUCGGCGGUCCCCUCUUAGCUCCACACUCAGCAGCGCUCCCAGACCAAGUCAGCCCAACCUGCUUACGACGAUGGCGCAGUGUCUCGUCCACUAAUGCCUCUAAACGAAGCCGUAAAAAAAUCCAGAAAUUUUAAUAUUCAAGCAGCCCUUCACACUUCUUCAGAAGUGGAAGAUGAAACACCAUCCCUUGACGAAUAUAACGAAACCAUAAAAUCACAGGACGAAUCACAAUCUGAAUAUCCCGAAUCCCUAACAGAAUAUUCUGAAUCCAUAAGCCAAGCCGACCAAGAAUACCAAUAUGAUUAUACCUACCUUCAUUUUUUAGACUAACAAACUCCUCAUUGCCAUAUUUUGAAUGCAAACUGAGGAGUGGAGAAAUUUUAAAAAUAUUAAUUGAUACCGGUUCAAACAAUAAUUACAUCUUGCCAAAAUUCGUAAAAAAUCCUAUAGAAAAUAAAUCCCCGUUUGACGCCAUCUCGGUUGGCGGAAGUAUUAAAAUUGCACAUCACAAAUCAGCCAAUUUAUUUAACGACCUUAAUACAAUAAUUAAAUUUUUUUUAUUACCGACUUUAAAAACAUUUGAUGCCAUUCUGGGAAACGACAGUUUAAAAAAUUUAGGAGCAAUAAUUAACACUAAUACCAAAUCUAUGCACUUAAAAAAUGGAACAACAAUCAAUAUUAAAGAAAAAAAAUUCAAAGCUGUAAAUUUAAUUAUUCCUCGGACAGAUCAUCUUACUGGGACACAAAAAUCAGAUCUUAACCAACUUAUUCAGAAAUAUCCUAAUCUUUUUGCCGAACCAAACGAAAAAUUGACUUACACAACAAACGUGAAAGCUAAGAUACGUACAAACACUGACACACCAGUCUACUCGAAAUUCUAUCAAUAUCCAAUGGCACUCAAAGACGAAAUUGACCGACAAAUAAAAGAACUUUUAGACACCAAUAUAAUACGACCCUCUAGAUCGCCUUACAAUUCACCAGUGUGGAUUGUACCAAAAAAAUUAGAUGCCUCAAAUGUAAAGAAAUAUAGAAUGGUAAUAGAUUACAGAAAAUUAAAUAGUGUUACAAUAGCAGACAGAUACCCGAUACCAGACAUAAAUGCAGUUCUUGCACAACUGGGAAAUAAUAAAAUGUUUUCUGUGUUAGAUCUCAAAAGGGGUUCCAUCAAAUUCUUUUAAAAGAAAGCGAUAUAGAAAAGACAGCCUUCUCCGUGAAUAACGGAAAAUUUGAGUUCACAAGACUUCCAUUUGGACUGAAAAACGCUCCAUCUAUUUUUCAGCGUGCCCUAGACGACAUUCUUAGGGAACACAUAGGGAAAAUCUGUUAUAUUUAUAUCGAUGACAUAAUUGUCUUCAGUCCAGACGCACAAUCUCAUUCAAAAAAUUUAUGGGCUACGCUGCACUAGCAAAACCACUCACCACAUUACUUAGAGGCGAGGAUGGGAGAAUUUCGAAGAAAGCUUCAUCGAUGAAAUCUAUUCACUUCAACAAUGAAGCCAUUCAGGCCUUUAAUAAAUUAAAAAGCACCCUAAUUUCAGAAGACGUAAUAUUACAAUAUCCAAAUUUUAACGAGGAAUUUGUAUUGACAACAGACGCCUCCGAUCACGCAAUUGGAGCAGUACUUUCACAAAAAGACAGACCUAUAGCUUUCAUAUCUAGAACACUAUCUCAAACCGAAGAAAACUACGAAACGGCAAAGA